Hyaloscypha bicolor E is the source of this 1535-nucleotide messenger RNA. RefSeq lists its product as uncharacterized. Gene Ontology annotation, cellular component: cytoplasm. The record is from RefSeq and is a predicted model, not a curated record. The transcript has 4 exons. NCBI's taxonomy places the organism in Eukaryota, Fungi, Ascomycota, Leotiomycetes, Helotiales, Hyaloscyphaceae. The coding region runs from base 143 to 1255 and encodes 370 amino acids.
CACGAGUACAACUCAUCCGGAGGUCCCAGGCACCUUCUGUCUUUCCUUUCCACACUUUUAAUUCCUGGUUGUCUUGCUUGUUGGAUUUCAAUCUCACAAAACGUCGAUUGCUUCUUCCAAAGUAAACAGAAAUUAAGCAAAGAUGGAGCCUCCGUCAGAGGACAAGCGAUGGGCUUCCAAAUACCUUUUGGACCCUUUAACAGCCCCAGAACCAAGUCAAGAAACGGGUCCUGGAAGCCAUUUCAACCGACCAUCAUCCACUUCCAAAGGGCCAGCAGUUGCAAGCACUUCAAAGACUCCUUCCGUAUCUGCCUAUCCAACACCGCCGACUUCUGCAAGCCCCACCAAAUCUUCGUUCCAUCCGUCCAAUCCAUACUCAUCGUCCUCAUCUUCCGCUCACAGACAGGCAGCUUUUGGAGCAUACCCUAACGCCGGACCCAGCCGGAAAAGCAUUGACGAGCCGACUGGAAACGAUAUUGGACGAAGGAGGGGCAGUUCUUUGGGGGAACGAUUUCCAGGCGACAUGUCUCACCGACCCCUUGAUCAGCUACGCAAAGAAGCCAAAGCGGCCAACCGUGCUCCCCAUUUGAAGAAGAAACAUCUACCAGGAGCUGAUGUGAUCGAUGUACUGGACAAAUCUGUACUUGGAGGAGCUUAUCACCACGAAGGGCCAUAUGAUGCAACGCUCUUGGCACGAAACACAAGCUACCAAAGCUCGCCAGUAGAAGCUACGAGGGGAACAAACGCUGAAGCUAUCAGAGCAACACCGAGAGAAAACAUCAAAGAUUCGCUGGACAAGCAUGUACCAUUGCAAGGAACAGCUAUCAUUCCGCCCGGAAUGGAGGGUUAUGAUGGUAGGCCAAUGACUUACGAGGAAGGAGCUGAUUUGAUGAGAGAGCUGGAUGCACCGGGUGGUGCCUACAAGAGAUGGGCAGGCAUUAAAUAUCUGCCAGGAGACUAUAAAGGAAAAGGAGAGCCCUCGUACUCAAUCGAGAAAUCCUUGAAAGAUCAGAAGAGCGAUCACCGGCGAAUUCUUUCCGAUGGUAAUUCCUACGAAAUGCAACCACAAAAUGGAUCCUCAGCUUCUCGCCAACGAAGUGCCAGCGGAAGCCACCCAGGGAACGCCCUGAACUACUCGGAGUUCGAGGGCCAAGUGCGAAGAAGCAACACGACGGGGCGACGAGUAGGUGAAGGGCUGAAGAGAAGGUUUGGGAGUUUGAGGAGGAGCAAGAAGACUUCGGAAGUGAACGUUUGAGGACAGUGGUCUGUGAAACGAUGACCUUACCGCACGGACGUCGACGACAGCGACGAUUUCCAAACUCAAUAAUAUCAACUUGUACAUUAUUUGGCUUGGGAAAUAGUAAGGUAACUGUAAUUAACGACAAGUCAACUACAUCUAAAUAUAGAAUGGGGUAUUUGGGCAUCAAAGCGCCAGAAUGCUGCGAUUGCACACCUAUAUUUUCCUUCUCCAUUCCAAAGUUCAAUGUCGUUUUCCAGCUCAGUUGCCUCUCCCAAACCUCAAUGCCAGUUCAUAU